This is a messenger RNA of Ectocarpus sp. CCAP 1310/34, 5012 nucleotides long. NCBI's taxonomy places the organism in Eukaryota, Phaeophyceae, Ectocarpales, Ectocarpaceae. The record is from the annotation of a GenBank genome assembly.
UGCCGCCUUGCCCCCGAACCGAUCCAUGAGCUUCACGAUCAAGUCGGCGGCAGCAACAGCAACGACCGAAGAACGCAGAACGGCUUCGUUGUCCUGCGCCAGCAGCGCCAGCACGCUGUGCGCCAAACCGCGCAGCCGCUCCAGCAACAACAUAGAGAGCAGCCACAUCUUAGGCGUUGCAGGGGCAGCAGGAACAGGAGCGGUAGCGGGAGAAUCGCUCCAGGCAGGGGAAGAUCCCGUGCCGGGCCGCUCCGGGAAAAACAAGUCGCCUCCUCCUCCUCCACUUCCCGUCACCACCGCUUUUACUCCCGAUCCCACCGCCGCUGCUGCCGCGGCCGCAGCCGCAGCCGCAAUCAACCCGGGGAACAAGUUCGGGUUUGUGACGGUGAGCGCCGGUGACGGUCUCUCGGGAAUUGGUAGGCGGUCGUUUGAAUCUGAGCCUGCGCCUGGCGCUGGACCCGCGCCUGGCGCUGGACCCGCGCCUGGCGCUGUAGCGCAUCUCAACAAUGCCCGCGGAACGACGGCGUCUGCGCCGCCGUCUGCCUCUUCCCUCGGAGGCAGGGCCACGGCGGCACGGACGGGCGUCAGGAGGGGGCGGGGUCCCCGUCAGCGCGCAUCGGCGGAGGCAGAGGCAGUGCUAGCGCGUGACGGCGGCAGCGGUCACAGCGGCGGCGGUAGCAGCGGCGGCGGCGGUAGCAGCGACGGCGGCGGUAGCGGCAGCGGCGGCGAGGGCGCUCCCCCUCCCGCCACGAGCACGUUCAUGCACCAAUCACGCCUCCCUAAGCUACAAGUCCCCCCCCUGGGAGAUACGCUUGGGAGGUACCUGGGGGUAGUAGCACCAUUGCUGUCUCCGGAGGCAUUUGCGGUCACCAAGGGGGUGGUACAGGAGUUCGAGACCAGCGGGGAAGGGGAGGCGCUCCAGCGGUCUCUCCUCGAGUACGCCGCCGACAAGGACAGCUUCGUCGAGGAGUUUUGGGACGACAGCUAUCUCACGCCCAAGUCCAGCGUGGUGCUGAACCUUAAUCCCUUCUUCGUGUUCGAGACGCCCACUUUGAGCACUCACUCCAAAGACUUGGGAGACGAAAUCGGCGACCCUGGCGCCUGCUCCUUGUGCGGCGCCGGUGGUGGUUCGGAGGACCGUUCUCGCUUCCCCUCCCCGCGACGGAGGUCAGCAAAUGGAGGCAUCGACGACUACGACGACAACGCAUCCCGGCCAUCUUUUUAUCGGUCACCACCCCACAAGCGGGGCGACAGGAGGAGCAGCGAGUCGGCAUCCCGUCGGGCGGCUCGCGACACGAGUUGGGCCGCUGCCACGGGGAAGAAGCAGGCGAGGCGAGCCGCGUCUUUGCUGUACUCGUCGCUGAGGUUCGCGUCUGCCGUGCGGAGCGAGACGUUGCCCCCUGACCUUUGGCGAGACACCCCGCUUUGCAUGGCGCAGUACCGGAGGCUUUUCGGGGCGCACAGGAAAGCCGUGGAGAGCGACCCGGACGAGAUGAGAGUGUGCGAGGAUUCCAGACAUGUGGUUGUGCUGUGCAAGAACCAGUUCUACUGCUUCAGUGCGCUACAUCCCGAUGGACGGGUGGGAAUCACUGAGGAGGAGCUGGAAGAGAUUGUGCUAGCCGUGCAGGAAGACGCGGCGAAGGCUAACCUAGCAAAGACCGCGGCCAACGCUGUGGGGGUUCUCACCACUCAGACGCGGGACGAUUGGGCGGUCGCCAGGAGACGGCUGGCCGCGGCCGACGAGACAAACAAGCGCUACCUUCAUCUCGUCGACACGGCGCUCUUCGUGCUCUGCCUCGACCACACCUCCCCCUGCACGGCAGCCGAGAUCGCUGCUUCGUGCCUCCACGGGAGCUACGCCUUGGAAGGAGAUGUCCAGGUGGGUACGUGCACGAACCGGUGGUACGACAAGCUGCAGCUGAUCGUCUUCGAAAACGGCUCCGCGGGGGUGAACUUCGAGCAUACCUGGGUUGACGGACACACGGUACUCCGCUUCGCAAGCGACGUGUUCGCCGAUGUGAUUUAUCGGUUCGCCAACCACCUCACGUCUACCACGGGCGGCGCCCGCGGCCGUGAAGGCAUGGGGGAGGUGUUCCCCCCGGACAAGCAGGCGUUCUCCCUGUGCGAUGGGCGGAGCCCCGUCAAGAUGGAGUGGCGGCUGCCCAAGGACAUGCGGAGGGAUAUCUACUUCGCCGAGACCAGAAUAUCGGACCUCAUACGGCAGCACGACGUGCAAGCGCUGGAGUACGACACUUUCGGCAAGCGUUUCAUCACGCAGAACAAGAUGAGCCCGGACGCGUUCGUGCAGAUGUCGAUCGUGUACGGCUACUACGGCCUCUACGGAGAUGUCGUCGCCGCCUACGAGCCGGUCUUGACCAAGGCGUUUCUGAAGGGCAGAACAGAGGCGCUGCGGACGGUUACAGCGGAGGUCAAGGCCUUCUUGGAGGCGUUCUCCAACCCGGACACUUCCACGAAGCGCAAGAUGUUGUCGUUGAGGACAGCCAUCGUGUCGCACGGCCGCCUCGUCAAGCUGGCGGCCAAGGGGAAGGGGGUCGACAGACACUUGUUCGCCCUCCUGUGCAUGGCCAAGAAGAAGGCGGAGGAGGCGACAGCAGCAGCGACAGCAGCAAAGGAGGCGGUUCCGAACGGAGGGGACAGUAAUGGAAUCCCCCCCCCGUCUCCUCCCUCCCAUAUCCCGGCGUUGUUCGAGGACGAGGCUUGGCGGGUGCUUAACCACGUCAUCCUGUCCACGAGCAAUUGUGGCAAUCCGUCGCUGCGGCUCUUCGGCUUCGGGCCGGUCGUCCGGGAUGGUUUCGGCGUUGGCUACAUCAUCAAAGAAAACCAGCUGAAGUUGGUGGUGACGUCGAAGAACAGGCAGACGGAUAGGUUUGUCGGCAAGAUCCGGGAGUUUUUCGACACCGUCUUCCACGCUUACAGCCCGUCACAGGCACGUAUCCAUGGCAGGGUGAGAGUUGUGGCGGCCGGAGGUGCUUCGGACGAGUCCGGCGGCUACUCGAUGUGGGGGUCCUUCAGAAACAAGAAAGGAGACGCGCUUCUCUGACGGUUACAUCGUCUUGCCUCACACCGUGCCUUGUCUACUAUAAUAGCCUCCUGGCCUAGUCUGAUGGCCCGGCCCGCGCUGCACAGGGUCCUGGCGGAAUAGAUACCGGGGCCGUUGGUCGACUCACCUUCCGUCUGGCUUCUGGACUAAGGCCAAAGCGGUGGUGUGUACACGCUGCUACGAUAUAUAUAUAUAUAUAUAUUUAUAUAUAUAUAUUUGCGACUAUCGCAUGCCACGUUGGCGCUCACAGGACCGACGCAAAGAACCACGAUGUAGGAUAAGAGCACAGCUGGCACACCUGUUUAUGGCAGCCGUUUUGACCCCAGGUGAUUGUUGCUGCCGUGCUAGUGCUACAAGCUUGGUUCGAUGCGAUGUGCGCGGGGGCUGUUCGUAAAGGGUCGGGCGUGCACUCCGUGCAUCUUUCGGGUGUCAGCCGUCGGUUGUUGGAAAAAUAAGUCAAAGAUGGUGUGCUCGUUGACAAACGAUCGCGUCAGAUCGUGCAAACUUCGAAGGCAUCCUCAACAUUGUACACUUCGCCGAGACUCGAAGCAUGAGUGUGCUCAUAGUCAACCGUGCUUGCCGUAGUCGUUAGACCAUUGACGUGGCAUCCUUGCAAAACCGGGACGGAGACCGGAAGCUGGGGUAGGGCUGAAGGGAGGGCUUGGGUAUUCAUAAUCACCCAAAAGAAAGGGGGGUGACCCCGAACCGCGCCCUAGUGAGGCGCGUUUUGAUGUGGUGCAAGUUUACAUGUCCUCGCGCAGUAGUGCUGGCUGGAGCGGUACCGUGUCGUGCUCGCGUGGUGAGGGCUUCUGUUGUGUAGGGCGUGUUGCCACCGCUGGUGGAUGAACCUGCGGUAGUCGCUGUGUGCGUAAUUCCCGAGGCAGCGACGCGUGGGGAUUUCGCGGCGGGGUUGAUGGUUCGUCCGGGGGAGACGUGGAUAAAGACGCCAUCGGGGAUGUAUGUUUGCUGUUCUUCGCGUGGCAUUGGUACACCCGACUGAGCAGCCCGCGGCAACAGGCACGCCGUUCGCUUACAGCAGUAGAUAUAAAUAUUUCAUGAAGAAGAUCAUCCUUUUUCCGUGAGUGACAGGAGGAGUGUUGCGGAGUCUUUUGUACUCUUGCUUGUUGCGUCUCUGUGGCUUUGCUUCGUACCCUAUGACCCCGGGUGAGAUAGAUUCUUUGAUGCACCGCUUGCGCUAGCAGGGGAAAACGAUAGGCCGUGUGAGCACUUGGUAGGUAUCUUCGUCGUGAAGUUUGAUCUUUGCUUGUGUGCCUGCUCUCGCUGCAAUGGAAUGUUUUCCGUCGGAGACAUGCGUCUAAGCCAUGUAUUUGCGAAGUGCAGUUUUGGAGGAGGGAUUGCUGAGCUUCUGCCCAUUUCUCCGUUUUCUUUGUCCUGGUACGUACAUGGUGUUGAUCCGGUGUGCUGUCGCUUGUUGUGUUCCUUGUUUGCUCGUUGCGCUGUCCCUCAAAUUUUGAGGGAAGAGACUCAAAAUUUCCGAUUUUUUUUGUCCUUCGUCAAACGUCGUUUUGCACCCACUAGUGGUGAAGCGUCUUUUCCUUGCGUUGUAGGCACAAGUACAAGAGAUGAAGUGCAGCUUUUGUAUAUCUGUGCCUUCCCAUUUUGUUAAUACCGAAGGAAUGCUUGAUAGUCUGUCGUUGCGCACCAGCAGACCUUUUUGUUUUUGCCCAUCGGCACCCGGUUGAAAGAAUAAUUUCUAUGCACAUGUGGUGGUUCUUGUUUGACAAGCAGUAUCGUUUUACGUCUGUGUGCUGUUGUCCAUUUUUUUUUGUGUUAUUUAGGCAUCGCCGUCACUGGGUGGGUGUCAAAGUUGUAGAGAAUCACCUUCUUGAAAAAUAAAGUGGUAAUUUUCAAGGACCCGAUUUUGGUUGUCCCUCCAUAACUUUUGACUGAGAGCGAGUAAAAGAAAAGAAAAACAGCUUCGGAACGCCCA